AUGCCACCACCAGCCGUCGCUAGCGACGCAAAGCGACCGCUUGUUCUUGCAGCUGUUCUACUCGGCAUGAUAUUCAUUCUCAUCUACAUACUCAUCACUUUCCCACGCCCACUUAUUGCUGCACCACGUGGCCCACAAUCUCCGAUCAUGGCUGGAGGAGGCUCUGACGCCGACCCGUCGUCAGCCCGUGGAUUGCUUGGCGACGACGAUCCGUUCCGAUUUGCUGAUCAACCGUUUCACCGACAUCACAUACCGAAUAUUGUGCAGCCGUCUCUCUAUCAGAUUCAACUGAAAGUCUACUUGCCAUGGCGACCUGGCGUCACGUUCGGAGCGUUGGACUUCACCAUGGAUGGUAAAACUCAAAUGGAAUUCACCGUUCUUCGCGCCACACGACGAAUUCAGCUGAAUAUUAAGCAACUCAAUAUAACUUCAGUACGAGUCUACAGAGCCCUCGAGGAAAUCCAUGUCGACGAGAUUUCUGAAGACUAUCCUCAAUUGUUGGAUAUUUUCACAACCAUGGAUCUGCAGCCAGGACAUCACUACCGUUUGGUUAUUAAAUUCAAAACCAAUAUCAAUAAUCCACGCUUCGCUGGCGUAUUCGUAGCACCUUAUCCUACAAAACGCAACAAGUUUGCCAACCCUAGGGAGGCUCGCCCAGUCUGUUUCCAUGCUAUUGACAGUCCUGAGGCGAAGGCACGGUUUGACGCUACUGUGAUCCAUCCUGAAGGCACCUACGCGCUGUUCAAUAUGAAAGAGACGAACGUCACGACCAGCAAGUUACCACUGAGCGCCUUUUCACCCCACUUGUUAUGUGGCUAUGAAGUUUACAUAAUCGCCAAUCACACCAUGCGUGAGGAAUCGGUUCGCAUUUAUGCCGAAGAAGGGAAAUUGAACGACACUAGCAUGGCUUUAGACCUCGUCCCAAGACUGCUGGCGUUUUUCGAAGAUUAUUUCCAAUUACCGUACCCACUGAUGAAGUUA
Messenger RNA from Ostertagia ostertagi, 981 nucleotides. The record is from the annotation of a GenBank genome assembly. NCBI's taxonomy places the organism in Eukaryota, Metazoa, Nematoda, Chromadorea, Rhabditida, Trichostrongylidae.